This is a messenger RNA of Microthlaspi erraticum, 540 nucleotides long. NCBI's taxonomy places the organism in Eukaryota, Viridiplantae, Streptophyta, Magnoliopsida, Brassicales, Brassicaceae. The record is from the annotation of a GenBank genome assembly.
AUGGCCGAUGAGCAAGCCAAUGCUUACUACAACAGUGGCCAUUCCUCUCAAGGAAGCGGCGCCGCUCUAGAAGGCAUCGCGAUGAUCCAGAAAAUCUUGGAGGAUACAAGAUCCGGAUUCCCCCUUUCCAUGGCAACAACAAUCCUGAUGAGUACAUGGACUGGGAGAAGAAGUGUGAGUUCAACUUCAACUUACACAACAUAUCCAACAUCAACAGAGUCAAACUGGCGAGAUGACAAGGAUCAUGAGGCAGAGGUUCAUCCUAGCUAUUAUCAGAGAGAGCUACAUUCUAAGCUCAGGAGGCUCACUCAAGGGUCCAAAACAGUUGAAGAAUACUUCCAGGAGAUGGAAGUGAUGUUGCUAAGGGCUAAUGUGAUUGAGGACAGAGAAGCCACUAUGUCCAGGUUCCUUGGAGGGCUCAACCGCGAGAUCCAAGACAUUGUGGAGAUGCAAAACUGUGUGGGCUUAGAGUCUAUGCUACACAAGGCCGUCUGGCUGAGCAACAGCUCAAGAGAAAGACACCCUCACGCUUGGAGCUGA